CCGGACACAGUGAACAUUGUCAAAACACAUAACAACUGCACAUAAAGGAAAGAAAUAUAAUUUUCAUAAGUUUGGGACUGGAGAUAAGCCAAGAAAUCCAAUGGCGAACUUGCCCAGGCAUUUGGAACCACAAUGGGAGCUUUUCAGGAACGAGCCGCUGAAAGCCCAACUCCGCAGAGAAGUCAUCAGACAUCGACAGGAAGAAAUAGACAAGGGCAGGGGCGAUAUCAGUGAGCACUGGUGGUACGAUCAGCGAUACGUGGACAAGGUGGUGCCCGCUGAAUAUGUUGACCCAGAUGGUCUUGAUACUUUUAAUUACAGGUGAGGGAAAGCGGAACGUCUCCGAGGAAACUUGGGGGCGUCCACAUGGGGUUUUUGCCUCUUCGUGGCGUGGCAGACUAGUAGGGAGGUCAAUCACCCGAAGCUAAAAAUCCCCGGCCGACACAUGACUCCCAACGCAACGGGAGGAGUAAAGUCGUAACAUGAUUACUUGUUGCCGUUCAUGGAUAUGAGGUUUGGGUGGCGGUUAAAACCCAUGCCGAUGAUUUUAGCUACACGACCGUUUUGUCCCAGCUCUCGUCUCGACAAGAGACUCCGUGGAUUGUAACUUUUGGGAGAGUGGACCGCGAACGCUUUAAACGCAGCGUUUUCGGUCGACCGGACGUUCCCCAGGCCACGGGGGAGGGGGGCGUUUCCGGUGUGCCCCCGCACGGGCUGGUGGCGGGGAAACCCGGCGUUUGGUCCAUGUAGAGGUGUGCCGGGGGGGGGGGACAUCAAGAGCUCAUGCUUGACGGCCCCCCGACGCCAUUUCCCCAUCUUACGUUAGUUACAGGUGAGAAAAGAAAAGUUUUUUUUGUUUUUUUUUUUUCAAUCGUGAGACUUUUACGGCUGUCGAGGGUUGGGUAUACAUAUUGACUUUACCAAAGAAGCUCAGGUUACUGAGUCCUUUCUACGAUGUAUGUAUUACGAUUUUAACUUUAAUCCUUUAGGGUACGGCUAUUAUCUUAACGGUUAAAGGAAACAACAUCUCACUCGUGAUUAUUUCAGAAAUUUUACCCCGGGGUGGGGGGGAGCACUCUUCAGAUUUUUCGGGGGGGGGGGGGCAGUGCNUUGCUCCUGGGGGGGGGGGGCUCUUGAAGAGGUAUAUCUGAAAGAAACCCUGAUCUCACUGAUCAAUGAUUUGUUAAUGUUAACUGGAGUACAAUGAUUUCUCGUAAAAGGAAUGUUCAUUAGCUUGAACCGGAUCUAUGAAUGACUUAUUAAAUGAGUUUUGGCGUAACUUAGGUCGGUAGCACGUGCAAGUCUUUUUAUGUUGAAAGAAUAAAGAGUCUGAUUUGAAUGUCUGCUAGCGGCAUGGUUCUAAUCAGUGGCGUAGCUAUAGGCUUAGUGUCGCAAAGGGUGAGCCACGAUUUUUGCCGCCAGUCCCCUUUUCCAUGAAAAAAAACAAAAAACUCGCAGUUGGCCGAAAAUGCCGCCCCUCAAUAUUACAAGAAAUGUGUCACCCGGGACGGACCAUCCCACUCCUCUGCACCCCAUUCCUACGCCACUGGUUUUAAAGCCAUAAUAAAAAUUUUAACAAUAUUUAACUAGGUCUAAAAUUCGUUAUGUGAAGUCUAACAUUUAAAACCGUAAUCGAAAUGUCCACGAACCAUAACACCAUUGAUCACUAUUGCUGAUUUACUUUUACCAUUUUGACAGAUAUCAAGUGUAUGCCCGGCACCCUCCGAUACAGUGUGAGCCCCGGUCUUUGGCCGAAGUCACAGACGAGCGACCGCCCC
Lymnaea stagnalis (great pond snail) is the source of this 1778-nucleotide messenger RNA. The record is from the annotation of a GenBank genome assembly. NCBI's taxonomy places the organism in Eukaryota, Metazoa, Mollusca, Gastropoda, Lymnaeidae.